This is a messenger RNA of Penicillium mononematosum, 891 nucleotides long. RefSeq names its product thiamine transporter TPC1. Gene Ontology annotation, biological process: thiamine pyrophosphate transmembrane transport. Gene Ontology annotation, molecular function: thiamine transmembrane transporter activity. The record is from RefSeq and is a predicted model, not a curated record. The transcript is spliced from 3 exons. Bases 1 to 891 code for a protein of 296 amino acids. NCBI's taxonomy places the organism in Eukaryota, Fungi, Ascomycota, Eurotiomycetes, Eurotiales, Aspergillaceae. Gene Ontology annotation, cellular component: mitochondrial inner membrane.
AUGUCGGCCGGGGGCGAGCAUCUCAAAGAUGAAGGCACCAAGCGACAGGUCGUAUUGGCCGGCGGGAUUGCAGGGCUGAUCUCACGGUUUUGUAUUGCGCCACUGGACGUUGUCAAGAUCAGGCUGCAAUUGCAAAUCCAUUCCUUGUCGGACCCUGCGUCCCAUCAAAGUGUCAAUGGGCCUGUUUAUAAGGGGACAUUGUCCACUAUGCGAACGAUUAUGACGCAAGAGGGGAUCACCGGCCUUUGGAAGGGCAAUAUUCCUGCCGAAAUGAUGUAUGUCUGCUAUGGCGCGACGCAAUUCACCGCGUAUCGGGGAACAACCCAAGCCCUCGCUCAACUUGGCUCCUAUCGACUCCCGCAACCCGUCGAAUCUUUUCUCUCAGGUGCAGUGGCAGGCGGAUGUGCCACGGGGGUAACAUACCCGCUUGACCUUCUCCGCACGCGAUUCGCGGCACAAGGCCCGGACCGUGUGUAUGGCUCGCUGCGCGCCUCAAUUGUGGAGAUAGCUCGACAUGAGGGCUUACCAGGAUUCUUCCGGGGAUGUUCUGCCGCUGUGGCACAAAUUGUGCCAUACAUGGGACUCUUUUUCACAACAUAUGAGGCACUUAGACCAGCCAUGACCUGGGAUGCUCUGCCGAUGGACCUCGUGCGUAAGCGCUUGCAGGUACAGGGUCCAACAAGGACUCGCUACGUUCAUCGCAAUAUCCCGGAGUACAAGGGGGUCCUCAAAAGUAUUGCCAUGAUUGUCCGCACUCAGGGCGUGCGUGGCUUGUAUCGUGGCUUGACAGUCAGUCUACUCAAGGCAGCACCGGCAAGUGCGGUGACAAUGUGGACCUAUGAGCACGCAUUGAAAGUCCUUCGAGAGCACAAUCUUGCAACUGACAGUUGA